Molecule: messenger RNA, 3531 nt
Organism: Panonychus citri (citrus red mite)
Lineage: Eukaryota; Metazoa; Arthropoda; Arachnida; Trombidiformes; Tetranychidae
Product: kinesin-like protein KIF28
Exons: 15
Coding region: 399-3377 (992 amino acids)
Biological process (GO): cytoskeleton-dependent intracellular transport; microtubule-based movement
Cellular component (GO): microtubule; kinesin complex
Molecular function (GO): ATP binding; microtubule binding; microtubule motor activity
Source: RefSeq, a predicted model, not a curated record
AAUUUAUGUAUUAAUUGGUCUGAUUGUAAAUGAUUGUAUGAUAAUUAAAUGAUGCAUGAAAAUGCUAAACAACAGGAGUAAACACCUAAUCCAUUGCAAUCAGGUAACAAUUUGUUUAUGAUUUUUUGUUGCUUGGACACUGGACACUGGUCAAUGUUGUUACUUUCUCACUCAAACUCACUUGAUUUAUAUUUUUUCUUGAUGCAACACUAAUUGUAUUCAGUUUAAUAUUCACUUAAUUUAGUUAUUUUUUAUAUCCAUGUGAAGAUCAUUAUUAUGACCUUAAAUUGUCGGAUUGACCAACAAUUUGUGAUGAUCUUUAAGUUGAUUAAGUUAAUCUAUUGAUUGUGUUAAAUUUUAUUCUCAUUCUUGUUUCAUCAUCUUCUCAAUCAACCACAAUGUCCAUUGGAUCAGAUCGUGUAAAAGUGGCCGUUCGUGUCAGGCCAUUCAAUCAACGAGAGAAACAACGAAAUGCCAAAUGUAUUCUGGACAUGGAAUCGGGCACGACCGUUUUGUACAAUCCGAAUCAUCCUCGAGAAAUGCCCAAGAAAUUCACUUACGAUCACAGUUAUUGGUCUCAUGAUGGUUUCGUCGACAUCGAUGGUUCAAUCAGUCGAGCUGAUCUCAAUCAUCCCAAUGGCUCUAAAUAUGCUGAUCAGGAAAAAGUUUAUAAUGAUUUGGGUCGAUCGGUACUGACCAAUGCAAUGGACGGUUACAAUGCUGCUAUUUUCGCCUAUGGACAAACUGGAUCAGGCAAAUCUUACACUGUAAUAGGCUAUGGGGCUAACAAAGGAAUUGUGCCAAGACUGUGUUCAGAACUUUUCGACACGAUAACUCACCGAGCCAACGAUGGAACGCAAGUUGAGGUGACUCUUUCGAUGAUCGAAAUUUAUAAUGAAAUAGUUCGCGAUCUAUUGGGUGACCAAAGUAAUGUUCAGGCGAAUGCGAAAAAGAAAGGAUUAAAAGUUCGAGAGCAUCCAACUAAAGGAUUCUAUGCUGAAGGGCUUAAAAGUUUCUUGGUAACAUCUCGUAAGGACAUUGAGGACAAGAUCGACGAAGGGACAACUAACCGAUCGAUAGCAGCGACUAAUAUGAAUGAGACAAGUUCGAGAGCUCAUACAAUAGUUCAAAUUCAAAUUGUUCAACGGAAUCGAAGCUCAUCAGGCCAAGAAACUGCUAAAAAAUCAAUUAUCCAUUUAGUUGAUUUAGCUGGAAGCGAAAGGUUAUCAGGAACCAUGGCGGUUGGCGAUCGGUUGAAAGAAGGUGUAGCAAUUAAUCAAUCGCUGGCGUGUUUGGGUAAUUGUAUCUCAGCUUUAGCGGAAAAAUCAGCUGAGAAAAAUCUUCUAGUACCUUAUCGAGACUCAGUUUUAACUCGACUCCUUAUGAACGUUUUAUCGGGCAAUAGUAAGACCGUUAUGAUUGCAACAAUUAGUCCAGCCGAUAUUAGUUACGAUGAAACUUUAUCUACACUUCGUUAUGCUGAUCGAGCUAAACAUAUUAAGGUUCAUGCAACAAUUAAUGAAAGUUCAACGGAUAAAUUAAUACGACAAUUAAAGGAGGAAAAUGAAAGAUUAACAAAAGCAAUGGAGCGAGGUGUAGUUGAUUUAAAUUCUGGUUCUGGUGUAACUUUAUCUGAAAAAGAUCUUAAUGAUAUGAGAUUAAAAUAUGAAGAGGAAAUGAAAGCCUUGAUGUCAGAAAAUGAAAGACAAAUGAUUGAGAUUAAGAAAACAUAUGAAGAUAAAUUAGCGGAAAAGGAAGCACUCGAAGCCGAGGACUAUGUGGACGCCGAUCGGGAAAAGUUGGAGUCCGAGAAACGGGAUAAUCCUUAUUUGUCUAAUCUUAAUUUCGAUGAACAAUUAUGUGGAAAGAUAAUCUAUAUAAUUAGAAAUGGUGUCAAUAGUUUGGGCAAAAGUGAUAAUUGUUCAAUCAAACUCUAUGGUCCCUCAAUUCAGGAUCAUCAUGGACGCAUUUAUCGUAAGGAUAAUGACAUCGUUAUAUUGGAAAGGGCUGCGGACGAUUGUCGUAUAUUAUUAAAUGGAGACCCAGUAAUCAAUAAAGUUCAUCUUAAUCACAACGACAGGCUACUCUUUGGUACAACUCAGUUGUUUGUCUUUGUCCAUCCUGGUCAGCAAAAGAAAUCUAAGUUAUCAUUUGCUGAGGUCACUUUUGAACUUGCUCAAGAAGAGAUUGCAUCUAAGGCCGGGUUCGAUAUGUCUAAUGAUGACCAGUCCAUGGAAACCGCUCUGCUUAACAAAGAUUUACUUGAAUUAUUACCUACGAUUGAUGAAGCGAAUGCGAUUAGUAAUGAUUUGGGUAAAAAUGUCCGAUUCGAGAUCAUUUUGGUCUCGUCAGCAUUUCUCGCCAAAAAUAGUGACCGAACAGAGGUGAUGGUUAAGUUAAUCAACGAUGAACUUGGUCAAGAAUUUUUAUGGCCAAAAGAUAAAUUUGUUAAUCGAUUGUAUAUGAUGAAAGAGAUUUAUCAAAAUUAUGCCCAAGGCGAUGAAAACUGGAACCCAUCACCGGACAAAGAUCCAUUUCUUGAAGAUCCAAAGACGGAAGUUCUGAUUGGAAUAGUUCAGGUUUAUCUUCAGCCAUUAGCAUUUCUGGUUGAACUGAAAGAACAAUUGGAAAUUCUUGAUUUUAAAGGAGCUGAAAUUGGAAUAAUUAACAUAGAAAUCGUUCCAUGCACUUCAGAUGGAAGAGAAUUAAGUGAAUUGGAUGAUGCUUAUGUCGAUACUCCUUCAGAACUAAUCGGUAAAGAUGUUUGCUUCGUAUUCAAGAUCCACGGAUGUCGAGGUCUUCCCCCAAGAUUCACGGAUGUUUAUUGUAAAUACAGAAUUUUUCUAGACGAAGAAGAUUCUACAACGGAGAUAAUCUCUGACACCUCUAAUCCCGAUUUUAAUCAUCGUAAAAUGUUUACCUUUUCACCGGCAACAAAAGCGCUAAUCGAUUACCUGAAAGAGGGAUUUGUGUUAAUCCAAAUAUGGGGAAGACAGUUGGCUAAACGGUCAAACAGUAAUCAAUCAGGAAGAUUAACUAAACAAAUGAUGCAAGAUGAUUUACUCAAUCAAGCCAACAAUUUAAUGCAAGGAUUUAAAAUGAACGGACGAAAUGUUGAUCCCAAUAAGCAAAGUAUUAUCGUUGAAUUGUUGUUAAUGAAGAAACAACAAGCUCGACAACAACAGAGGAUCGAAAAUAUCAGAAAAUUGGUUGAGAUUUUUGAACAAUAUGGUCGACCCAAAAUUCCCGUUCAACUGGUUAAGGAAUUGAUUUCAGCAGCAAAUCCAGACAGUGCUCAGCACAUAAUAAACAAAGUUGGCUUAGAUAUUGAUUAUGGGGAAGAAUCAACAAAAUCAACAACUUGUACAAUUUUAUGAAAUUAUUUAUUUAAUUCACUCAUUUAAUACUCAUUGUAAAUUGAUUGUCUUUGUUGUUCAAUGUUAAUUUUUAAUUGUAAUAUAAAUAACAAAAUCAAUUGUGCCAUUUGAUUAACAUGAUCAGUUAAAAGCAAAUUAAAUUAUUGAUGAUCAA